AAGUAAAAUAUUUAUUUUAUCCAAUGAAUUCAUUAAACAUACAGUAAAAUAGUUCAAGCUUUUAUUUCUCGUAAUUUACAUGAUUAUGGCUUCCAGGUAAAGAAAACCCAGAUUACUUAGAGAUCUGCCUUCAGGUCAUCUGCCUUGUUGGGUCUGGUGUCUCUCAUCUUCCUCUUGACAACAGCCCAGAGAUUUUUUACGGGGUUCUGGUCAGGGGAGUCUGCUGGCCAAUCAAGAACAGGAACACCAUGGUCAUGAGACCAGUUUUAGGUACCUUUGGCAGUGUACCAAGUCCUGCUGGAAAAUAAAAUCAGCAACUCCUCAAGCCAGGUGGAUUCUGGGCCGCCCCACUCUUCCUCCAGAUUCUGGGAUCUUGAUUUCCAAAUGAAUUGCAGAAUUUAUUUUUAUCUUAAUACAAGACUUUGGACCAUUCUCCUGAGCCCAGGUAAUAUGCUUGUAGCCCAUGUGUAGGAUUCAUCUGUGUAUGGGAGCUUCUGAGGCACUGACUCCAGCCUCAAUCCAUUCCUUGUGAAGCUUCCCUAAAUUCUUGAAUGGAUUUUACUAGGGAUUAGAACUAUUACAUAUAGGGUAAUGUAGUUAUUAUUGCAAAAAAAAAAAAAAAAAAAAAAAAAUUAUAGUGUGAUGGGUGUCAAUAUGUUUAUAAUUCUUCCCACUCAUUUUCAAACUUAUUUUGGUAUAUUUCCUUUAUUUUUCGUGUGUUUUAUUUCUUCUUUUUGUGCAAGAUGUAGCCUACAUUAAUUCAACCAACGACUGUCUUCUGAACAUCUGUCCAGUCAGUCUUCCUCAUGAUUGUGUCACCCUGACCCAGGGUGAGAGGCUCAGGAAACCUUUGCAGGUGCUUUGGUUAAUUAGUUGAUUAGGGUGGGACACCAGGAGCUUCCAAUAAUGUACUUCACACUGGCUAAUCUAAUUUUGGGAGACACUUUGGGUUUCCAUUGUCUGUAAGCCAUGAUUAUCAAAAUUCCAAGAAACACAGACUUGGAAUAUAUUUGUGUAAUGAUUCUAUAUGAGCUUCACUUUCUAAAAUGACAAAAACGAUUGCACUUUUACGUAAUAUUCAGAUUUUUUCAGACGUACCAGUUACCCUGGCGGGAAUUUACAGUUUUUGAAAUGGCAAAAUAUUCGCCACUUUUUCAGUGCAAACACUUCAGGAGAACACAUUAUUCCGUCUUUCCUGUAGACCUUGAAUGCAGCACAAGUAAUGUCACGGAGACGAGGCGCACGCGCUUUUUUCCGGCUGUCUUGACACGCUCACGUGUUUUGUAAGAAUGUGUGGCUAGCCUAGGUUCAGUCUGGGGUUGCAAUCUGCCAGAAAACAACAACAAGAAGAAGAAGGUUCAGUCUGGACGAACAACCUGAUGGAAGAACAGCGCAUUUAACCUGAUACGAUAAUGGCCACACACAAUCUGGUGAAUGAUGCCCAAAAGCAGAGCUCCUGUGGGGCUGCAGAGAAUCGAGACUCCUCCAUCCAAGUAAGGAUAAUCCAAGUUCCAGCCAACUGUGGGCCCAUCACAGCUCAACAUGCAUCUCCAAGUUCGUCAAAGAGCAACUGUGUCACAAUGCCACAAAAGAUCCUCCACAGCGGUCAGGGGCACCAACCUACCUCCUCUACAAUCACAGUCCAAGGGUCUCACCUUUCUCCUUCUGUUGUGGUAGUUGCAAAGACGUCAACACCAGGAGGAGUGAGUCUAGGCAGCCAGCAUGUAGUAACCCCAGGGUUGCUACAUGCUGGCAAGAAGGUGGUUAUAACGGUACCACGAUCUGCCGUAUCAAACCAAGUUACCUCUACAUCACCGCAAAAUGCAUCUUCUCAGUUACCUACCAAUAUCCAGAUCCCAUCAGGUAUGAUGCUUAUCCGCAGUGACAGUGGUCAGCUGAUGAUGGUAUCUCAGCAGGUCUUGGCCCAGGCUCAACAGGGUCAAAGAAGUGUCAGUGGCCAAGCCCCCAAAAUACUAACUCAGCAGGUUCCUGCAUCUACAGGAAGUAUAAGUAUUGACAGCAAGGUCAAAGUGAUCAGGGUGGCAGCGCCCUCCAGCUUACAGACUGCGUCGGCCCAGAAGAGCGCUGUGGUGGUUGGUGUUGCUCCCAAAAUAGCGGUAAAUCUGGGCAUCAGUGCUGGCUCUGAACGAGUGAAGCCUUCUCACAUUGAGGCAAUCUCAGCAGAUACCAAAAAGGAGCCGGUGAUGACAGUCAGUCAGGAGACUCUGGAAAGUGUGAAAAAGUGUAAGAACUUCCUGAUAACACUGAUCAAGCUGGCAUCUAGUGAUACCAGGUCUUCCAACAUGGCUGACAACGUCAGAAGACUUGUCAGAAAUUUGCUGGAAGGAAAGCUAGAAGCAGAGGAGUUUACAGAACAGCUCUAUAAAGAGUUGAAGUCCACUCCUCAACCCUGCUUAGUGCCUUUCCUCAAGAAAAGCCUUCCUGCAGUACGCCGGCUUACUGCAGACCCCCAGCUAUUUAUUCAGGAAGCCUCUAUGUCCUCACAGCCCCCAAAAACUCUUCCCUGCAACACCAAACAGUCAACACCUGAUUCACGACACAGCAUGAAAACCAGCCAACAGGCACAGGGACUGACUCCAAGGCCUGGGUUUAUGACAUUAGCCAAGACUAAAAGUUACCUGCCUACAAGAAGCGAGCACGCCUCAAAACACUCGCAGGUCCAAUCAGGAAAACCACUUCAAGGGACCUUUUCAGUGAAGCAGGUGGUAUCUGCAACUGCAACUCACUCUACUAAAUGUACAUUUAAAGAGAAUUCCGGAUCUUACAAAGAAGAUGAUGAUAUCAAUGAUGUCGCCUUCAUGGCUGGAGUCAAUCUUGGAGAGGAGAAUGCUCGGAUAAUGACAACGAUGGUGGGCUCUGUGGUUCAGUCAUGUCAAGAUCAGCUCUUCCUCUCACCUCACCCUCUGCUCAGCCGAAUCCUUCAAAAGGGACUUGCACUGGGGAUAACUGAGGUUGGUCCAGAGGUGGUAGCUGUGGUUUCUCAUGCCACUCAGGAACGACUCCGUAAGCUCAUGGAGAAGCUCACUAUGAUGGCACAACACCGCAAGGUCUUCCUGACGGAGGAUCAGUGGCAUGUGAAAGUGAGUGAUGUCCGCCCUCAACUUCGCUUCCUGGAGGAAACUGAGAUACUAAGGAAGAAAAGGAAGGAUGCUCUGGAGAGAGAGAGGUUCCUGCGUUUGGCCAAGAGUCACUCUCAGACUGAGGAUCCUCAACUUCAGCAGCUUAAGCAAAGAGCCAGAGAGUUAAAGCAAGUAGAGGAAGCUCAGCAGCAGCAAAGAGAAGCCAACCUCACAGCUCUGGCUGCCAUUGGGCCUCGCAAAAAGAGACCACCGGAUCAGACUAAUAGUCAGGUGUCUGUGCUGCUCAGGCAGGGUGUUCAGAGGGUGACUCGGGUGAUACUUAAGGAUCUGCUGUUGUGUAUGGAACAAGAGGCCUCCUUACGGCACUCAUUAACGCUCUACAAAGCAAUGCUAUAAGUGGACCUUGUGGUUCUACUGGUUAUGGCUGAAGUCUUGAUUAUGUACUAUUAUUCUGUUUGUGAUACUCUUUCUGUUUGGAGCACACUGUUAUUGUUAAAUGACGUUUUGUUUCUUGUUUUAGUCUGAAAAGUGUUGAGCCAGUAAUGUCAAACAGCUAUGACUGAAAAACCUUCAGUCUUGUAAAAGAUGAAUAACACCUGGGUUAUAGAAACCCUGUGAGUUGUGUGGCUGCCAUUGUUCUGUCAACUAAGCUGAAAAGAUUUCUAUGUUGAACCUGAGCUCUUUUUUUGUUGUAACUUUUGUAGUUUCACUAUAAAUUGUGAGUCAGUCACAUCCCUCGAGUCUUUGGUCAUUAUUUGUCAUCUAGAAUGAGUGGAGGCUGCUGCUGACUGUCGGUACUGGCUAAACUAAUGUCACAUUUAAUGAAGGCUUCCAGAAAGAAGCAUAAAAAAAACCGUAUGUAGUCUUUUUCCUGGACGACUUGAAAUUUCAGUAAGCUGAAUAAUGGAAGGUUCCAAGAAGGACCAAGUAACUUGCUGCAUCCUUGAGCUAACAAACGGAACUGGUUACAGAAAUUCUGCGGUUACUGAGUUGGGGUAUAGGAAGGAUUAGGACUGUGAAUUUAGUAAUUCAGAGCCGACAAUUUAGAAACAACAAAGGAGCAAGGUGAGCUGAGAUGAGGCUUGAAAACUGUUGUUAAUCUAAGCAACUGUUUUCAAAUUAAAAACAUUUAUGUAUACUGGCCAAAGGCAAGUAGAGUAGCUAAAGAUUUUACCUAAGAGUAGCACUACAAGAUAUUUUUAUUUAGGUAAAAGUAAAAAGUAGUCAGCCAAGAAAUUACU
Molecule: messenger RNA, 4342 nt
Organism: Fundulus heteroclitus (mummichog)
Lineage: Eukaryota; Metazoa; Chordata; Actinopteri; Cyprinodontiformes; Fundulidae
Product: transcription initiation factor TFIID subunit 4B-like
Exons: 16
Coding region: 1413-3497 (694 amino acids)
Biological process (GO): DNA-templated transcription; transcription initiation at RNA polymerase II promoter
Cellular component (GO): transcription factor TFIID complex
Molecular function (GO): RNA polymerase II general transcription initiation factor activity; DNA binding; protein heterodimerization activity
Source: RefSeq, a predicted model, not a curated record